ACCGCCGUCUGGCGUCCAGAAGUUGUUUGCACUCUACCAUGGAAGUUGCAUCUGCCAAAAGGCAGACGCGUGAGUCUGUGAGCAGCUUCAAAAUGGCGACGCAUAUAAGCCGCUCAGGUUCAGCCGGCUGGCCCAAAAGCGCGCCACAGAGUCAGUACGCAGGAAAGUACUUGGGAUCCAAUCCGUCGAACCUACUAAACUUCACAUUGAACCGAACUGUCAACCUGUAUCCUCUCACGAACUAUACGUUCGGCACGAAAGAGGCGCUGUAUGAACGAGACAGUUCUGUGCCGGCGCGGUUCCAACGCAUGCGGGAAGAGUUCGAGAAGAUUGGCAUGCGGCGGUCCGUCGAGGGUGUCCUGCUGGUCCACGAGCAUGGUCUCCCCCACGUAUUGCUAUUACAACUUGGAACCACAUUUUUCAAAUUACCUGGCGGAGAACUCAACAUGGGAGAAGAUGAAGUGGAGGGGCUAAAACGACUCAUGACCGAGAUCCUGGGCCGGCAAGAUGGUGUAAAGCAGGACUGGGUCAUAGAAGACACUGUUGGCAACUGGUGGCGUCCAAACUUUGAGCCCCCACAGUACCCCUAUGUUCCACCACAUAUCACAAAGCCCAAAGAACAUAAAAGGCUGUACCUUGUUCAACUUCCUGAAAAGGCGCUUUUUGCAGUCCCUAAAAACUACAAGUUGGUGGCUGCACCAUUGUUUGAGCUCUACGACAAUGCGCAAGGAUAUGGCCCCAUCAUCUCCAGCCUCCCGCAGGCUUUAAGCAGAUUCAACUUCAUCUAUUUGUGAAUAAUGAAAUCGGACGUCUCAAAGAAAUGUUUCUCUUCUGGCAUUUCACACAUCUGUCUGGCCAUAGGGAGCUCUCAUAGGGGCUUCCAUUGUCAACCAUGAGUAAGGAACGUCAUGCCCAGCACCCCUCCAGUGCGCUCACUCAUUCGCAGCCAGUUUCACCAGCCAGAGCACUUCAGCUAUUUUAUUUCGUAUUAGAAUAAAUGUGCAAAGACACU
Molecule: messenger RNA, 1012 nt
Organism: Dermacentor silvarum
Lineage: Eukaryota; Metazoa; Arthropoda; Arachnida; Ixodida; Ixodidae
Gene: Cpsf5
Product: cleavage and polyadenylation specificity factor subunit 5-like
Exons: 7
Coding region: 39-794 (251 amino acids)
Cellular component (GO): mRNA cleavage factor complex
Molecular function (GO): mRNA binding
Source: RefSeq, a predicted model, not a curated record